This is a messenger RNA of Solenopsis invicta (red fire ant), 4052 nucleotides long. It is a transcript of the gene drn, whose product is annotated as AN1-type zinc finger protein 5. The transcript is spliced from 4 exons. The record is from RefSeq and is a predicted model, not a curated record. NCBI's taxonomy places the organism in Eukaryota, Metazoa, Arthropoda, Insecta, Hymenoptera, Formicidae. Gene Ontology annotation, molecular function: DNA binding; zinc ion binding. Bases 699 to 1304 code for a protein of 201 amino acids.
GAGGGAGAGCAAAAGAGAUCUAACUUUACGUCAGUCACAUCAGCAGUCAGCAGUAUUCGUUUCGUUCUCGUGUCCGCAGCUCGGGUGGUCUAUUUCCUCGAAUCGUAGACGAGAGAGAGUUGGGGUGUGAAGAGAGUUCUCCCUGGGAAGGACCGUCACUGUCGUCGCGUCAUCCCUCAUUCCCAAUUGUCAUCGUUGCCCGUAUAAAUCUAAUCUCCCCUUACAUAUCCCUCUUUUAAUUCCCCUCGAUUCUUUUGCUCUAUCUCCCUCUCCGCCAUCUCCUAUCUCUCUCCCUCUCUCUCUCUCUCUCUCGUAUCGCGCGUAUUGUGAAACAGUGUGAAACGUGAGGCGCGGGCAGCGGUUCCGCGAGACGGCGGAAUACAUUUGCGAGCGCGAGUGACCGAAUGUCCCGCUGAGAAUUAUGUGGAAUAGUGACGCAGAAUUGGGAUCGGUCGCGCGUCAAGUCAGCUGACAUAUUGCGCCCUGCUGCACCGCAACAGCCUUCGGUGAGUACAUGGUGACACACGGUUGCAGAGGAGCAAUUGGGAAGAGAGCCGCAGCAAAGGACUACACCUAGUUAUCCUACACCAAGCUGACUGCAACUUUCCACUGUUUCUCAAGGCAGUGAUCGCAUCUAGGAUAUAAACAGGAGUUAUUCCUUGAUUAACGAAGAAGUGACACUAACAAAGACGAGAGUUAUGGAACGAGAGUCUAAUCCUAUGCAAGCUCUGUGUCGCAGUGGCUGUGGAUUUUAUGGCUCGCCAGCUACUGAUGGCCUUUGUUCUCUUUGCUAUAAGGAAAAUCUAAAAAAGAAACAACAACCACCAGUGUCAGCUGCCACCGUACCAACCUCACAGACUGUCUCCAGCAACGCUGGCACGUUGCAAGGCAGUUUCGGUAGCCCAGCAGCUACAGGAACGACGGCCCAACCUACCAUUCCUACUAUACCUCAGUCAACGUCGGAUCUGCCCAGUCCCAAAGAAGUAAACAGAGAAGACCAGGAAAGUGAAGUAGGUGUAAGCAGUGCAGUAGCUGAAGGUUCAUCGGCGAGUAGUGGCGAUGUAGACGACUCCUUUGAUGGCAAAGAGACUGAUAAAGAAUCUAAGAAGAAGAAAAAUCGUUGUGCUGUAUGUCGCAAAAAAGUUGGUUUAACUGGAUUUGAGUGUCGUUGUGGAGGACUAUUCUGCGCCGUGCAUCGAUACAGUGAUAAGCACGAUUGCAAAUUCGAUUACAAAGAAAUGGGCGCUCAAGAAAUUCGGCGCAACAAUCCAGUUGUUGUUGGUGAAAAAGUGCAAAAAAUUUGAACUAUUUAGUGUGUAGUCGUUGGGAAAAUGGUUAUUAUAACUAUAUAAACAAACAGAAUAUAAAAAAACACGCAGAAAACGAGAUAAAUUAUCUGGCAGCUGAUUCGCACGUCGAGGAGUGAAACGAGCGAGCGUGUAAGAUCGUAAGCGAGCGAGCGAGAGAAUGAAUGUGAGUGAGCGCGUAAGAGCGAUAGUAAAAUUGUUUUGUAGCUGAAUGCCGACGAAAGGUGGAAAGGCGGAAAAAUGAAGAAAAGAAGCAGCGACAAAUAUCAGACGGAACAAAUAAACGAAAGAUUGCAAAUAAGAAUGUGUGCGCGUGAGUGAAUGAUUCGUAAUUGGAUGCCAGUGCCAUGUAAGUUUCAGAUUGUCAUCUAGUGAGAGAAUUUUAAUUGAGAAUAUACCUGGUUACUAACUGCUGCCAGCUUACUACUAUUAUUACCUAUUAUUAUCUUCAUGAUUAUUACGGUUUAUGAUUAUUCUAUAUUAUGUUUAUUAAUUUACUUAAACGAAAAUUUUUUUGCGAAUAUGGAGCUCGUUUUACGUAAAGGCAGAACUCUUGGUGCGGUCAGUCGAUCCAGGACGUCUUUUUAGGUGUUUUGGUUUGUUCGGAGAAAUUUUAUACAUUACUGUUUCGUUUAUAUAUCAAAAAAGUAAAAAAUAGGGAAUGUUGCUUAGGUAAUGGCUGACGUUGAUGGGUGAUCACAAUCUUAGGUUAAUAAUUAGUCUAAUAAUUAUUAAGUAUAUUAGUCUAUUGAUUCAUAAAUAAUGCAAUGAAGUAUAAGUAGUACUGUGUGUUUAUGUCCAAUUUCACGUGAAUAUAACCAGCAAUUAUUACUCAUUAAAUAUGUUUCAACCUAUAUUGCAAAUAAUUAUUUACACUACGGCCGCCAAUCUGGAAUUUUUGUAAAUUAAACCCCUCUUUACCGUACUCUUCAAUUUCUCUUAGAGCAUAAAUGAAUUGUUAAUGGUUGAAGUCGAUUAGUUUACUCGUUUUCUUUAUUUUCUUUUUUGCUUGUUUUGCGAGUUUUGUAGGGUAGCUGCGCGAGGUAUUCCGGUGCUGCACAGCAGCGCGCAUAAUGUAAGAGUAAAUGAUUAAUAAAAUGUCUAGAGAGGCCGGGCAUUAUAUGAACGACGAAAGAAGAGAACUAUUAAAGUUUGUAAAGUGUGAACGUAUACUAAAAAUCGUACGCGAAGGAUAUUACACUGAUAAAUUUUAUAAUCCACGUACAUACUUCUAUUUUUCUUCUCCGCGCUUAAAACUCGUGCCGAAACUUAAUUUUCUCUGUUUCUCGCCCGUAAAAAAAAACAUACAUGUUUGUAAAGUUAUAGCAUAACGCGACAAGGUGCUAUAACUGUCCAGCUUUAUUGUACUCCUGUAAAGCAAGACGAGUGAAGACGCUAAAACUGCGCAAAUUAUGCCUCAUGUAUAGGUCAAUUCAAUUUGAGAGUUUCACAAGAGUGGGUUUGGAUCUUCGAGGAAAAGAAUAUAUAAAAAGGAAAACAUACAUACUGCGACUUCCUGAUUUCGCGUAAAACAAAGUAGCAAAUUUUUUUCUUUUUUUUCCUCUCUUUGUGUUAAUCUAGGACAAAGCGCUUAAUCUAAAUUGUGCUGCCGUGCUUUUAUUUCUCAUUUUGUAAUUAGUGGACUUGUAUAAAGAUAAAUAUUAUAUUCGCCUAAAAGAAUUUAUUUCUGCGUCGCCUUGAGAAAAAUGUACAUCAAAUAUCUUAUUAUUUUCGAUAAAUAUAUGAAGCGUUCUGUUAAAUGUGUAAUCGUAAGGUUUAUCAAGCUUCUUAUGUGUCUUCUUCUUUCUCUUCAGGUUCGAAUAAGCAAGUGCUGCAUUAGUUAUUCCGUAUUAAGUUACCAAUUAUACUUCACGUGUCGCGCCGCCGAAAGUACUCCAGCCGCGAACGACUCUCCCUUCGAAACACACGGCGUUAUCGCAGCUGACAGAGUUCCCCAGAAAAUUUUGCGAUUUAACGAUACCUAUAGAAAUUAAGGCAAUCGAGAAAAAAAAAUCUUUUCGGUACAAUCGUCGAUAAUUCGAGCACGAUUUCUCCGCGAUCUUUACGGGACGACUUAUAUAUGCGCCGACUUCACAUAGGACAAUAUAAUACAUAUAUAUACAUAUAUAUAUAUAUAUAUAUAUACUUUAUCUUGUAUCAAGAUAUUGUUGUCGAUGAAUCUGUUCUUUUUUCCUUUUUGGCGCACCUUUUUAAGAACGCUGAUGAGAGAAAUCAGAAUCGUGUAUAGAAGAAAACGCACACCACAUACGCGGGACACGCGUACACAUUUACAUUUACACAAUACACACAUACACGGACACCGAUUAUCAGUAAUAUCGACGGAAUGGUUGCCUUCAGGCCUUCAUCCUAUUUUAGGCAUAGCAUAUUUUUCUAACGUGUAUCGCAAUAUCGGAAUAAUCUUGCCUAGCGAGAGCGAUCGAAUGACAGAGAGGAAGAGAAAAGAGGGUGAGAGUGAUCGAGGGAAUGCGUACGUGGAGAAAGAGAGAGAAAGAGAUGCCUGGGAGAGUGAGGACAGAGGAAUGCGUGCGGGAAUAUAAAUGAUUUAUAGGAGACGCGAGAAAGAAAGAGAGAGAGAGAAACAAAAAGUUUAUCAGCGACGAUCGUACUCGGCUGACUAUAUAAGGACGUAACACGAUGCUUGUAAUUAUUACGAUUGAUAUUAGUACGUUUAAGCUAUUAAAAAAGUAACAUCAACUUUAAUAUAUUAUAUGAUUACAAUUACCA